UCACUCUCUCGUUUCACUGCAUUGAUACAAGAAGCUAUAUACGACACAGAAGCCCCUAGCUGCACGUCAGUCAGUCUCGAGAAAGCAACCCCACAUCCUAUACAGUUUUGUACAUCUCCUGGCAUUAACUGCUCUUCGCCUGUGUGUUGGAAACAGGAGUUUUUAAUUAACCAAUUGGCACAAAUAGGAAAAUUGCUUCGCUCAUCAAGUGCAAAUAAAUCUGCCCUCUGCGGUGACCCAAUGGAUUAGUAAAUCCCCCCCAGUCAGGUAAUGUUGAUGUUAAGGAUUGCACUUUUGGGGGUGGUGUUGGGUGGUUCGUGGCUGAUCCAGCUGGUGGAAACGUCACGACUUCCCAGUCUCUAUGAGAAGCACCUGUUCAAGCGCCAAGCCGAAGCCAGCAACGACGAGAACACCGGUCUUUACGAUGAAAACGAUUCCGUAGUAUCGCUGAAUGCAGCGAACUUCAACGAGAAGGUCUACAAGCAACCACACGCAGCGUUGGUAGAGUUCUACAACUCGUACUGCGGAUUCUGCCGGAGGUAUGCUCCGGUCUGGAAGCAGCUGGCAGCGGAUAUCCUAGGCUGGCAGAAUCAAGUGAAAGUGAUGGCAUUGGAUUGCUCCCGGGACGACAACAAUGCGCUGUGUCGGGUAUUCGAGGUGAUGGCCUAUCCGACGAUCCGGUUCAUACCGCCGUACUACGAAGAGGGUCCGCAGAAGAUCGGUGUCCCGAUAACAGCCCAUGCCGAAUCCGAUGUCAUCAAUGCUCUGAUCGAGAACCUACACAACGUAACCAACAAACCGCCCAAAUGGCCUGAUUUCGCCCCACUGGAAUCGACCAUUGCGAAAGCCGAUCUUUUCGUGAAAAAUGGUAACGCUCCUGCACCAAAAUACACCUACAUCGUCAACGAAAACGAUCCCAACGGGACCACCGUCGGCAGUCAGGUGAUUAUGGAUUUUCUCGAUACGACCGUGGUGGCGGUGAAGCGAUCGCACAAUUCCACCGAACUCAGCGGAUUGAAAGUGAUCAGUGCCGACACGCUGAGCGAAAUCCAGCUCCCCGUGGAUGAGUUCACCCGAGAUAAGGUCUCGGCUGCCAUUCGUAGACACCUGAACGAGCACCACAUCAGCGUGACGGAAGUAUCGACCAAGGCCACCAGUAAGGAAGCUUCUUCUGAACCGAACAUUUCGGAGAUUAUGGAAAAGAAGCAGGAGGAUGCUUUACGGGCGAAAAUUAAGGAGCUCGGGCCAGGGGUUCUUUAUCAGGCGGAUUUGGAAGAAGCGGUGAAGUUUGCAUUGUUUCACGAGGUUAUCCGUUUUAAGACAAUUGAGGGCGAAAGACUAUUGGCCUUGCAGCGUUUCCUGAACGUUCUGGUGAGAUACUUCCCAUUUAAUGAAAACGGCAUGAAGUUCUUGAAGGAGAUUAGACAGUAUGUGUUGAAUGUGGAGAAAGAAGUCAACGUCGAGAGCUACACCAGCCAGAUCAAGAAGUUGGAACAAAACAGAGCCCCAGUGUUUUCCUCUAAUCGGUGGAUAGGUUGCUCGAGUACUAAGGAUGGGCUUCGACGUUACCCUUGUGGUCUGUGGACUUUAUUUCACUACAUGACCGUUCAAGCAGCCGAAUCGGAAAUUUCCACAGAUCCCUUGGAAAUACUGCAGGCAAUGCAUGGCUACAUCAAAUAUUUCUUCGGCUGUUCCGAUUGUUCGAACCAUUUCCAACAAAUGGCAGCCCGCAACAAGAUAUGGAAUGUAACCAGCAAGGACGAUGCCAUUCUGUGGUUGUGGUCCAGUCACAACGAGGUCAACAAACGCUUGUCCGGUGAUGCUACGGAGGAUUCAGAUCACCCAAAGAUUCAGUUCCCAUCCGAUAAAAUGUGCCCAGAAUGUCGUAAGCCCAUCCUCACCAAUCAUCACAACCACCGGCAGUACACACUGCAGGACGGCAAUGAGUGGAACGUUUUGGAAGUGCUGCGAUAUCUGAAGCGAAUUUACAGUUUCGACAACAGACACCCGUUGGGUUUGCAAGAAGCAAGUCUGGUUCCGCAAAAGCUAGUCCAAAACGGGCUGGGUGAUGACUUCCACUCCAACCGAACCUUUGGCAACGUCCUGAACGAAAUGGACAUCCGGAUGGGUGCACUGCUGUAUGUGGCCUGCAUCGUGAUGCUGGUCAUUGCGGUCAAGAUGGUGGUCAAGCGAGGCUAUCGAAAGAAGAUGUACACCCACGAUAUUUUGGGGAAGGUGUAGAGGGAGGAUGAUCGUGAAAAGGAACUCAAUUCAAUGGCUGCUGCUCACUGUUAUCGAACUGUUUCGAUUUCGUUUUUUCUCACUCGUCAGUCAUGAAUAGAUUUUAAGAUCAACGUAGUUAGAGGUGUGCAUUCCUUUUUACCACAUAACGCAGUGAUAUUUCAGUGUCAAAAAGGUCGAAACUUAUUGCGGAUAUAGUAAUCAAUUUAACUGUCCUAGUCCUAAGCAACUAGAAACAUCCAUCGGAAAGUUUGUUCUCAGAUUUUAUCAAUUUAUCCGUUGGAGAGGAAAAGAGCGUGAAACUUGCUUGUGAUUUCGAAUUAGAAUCCGAUUUUUUAAGCAUAAGCACAUUCCAGUAAAAUCGGAAAACUAAAUACAGUGCAAAAUGAA
Messenger RNA from Armigeres subalbatus, 2631 nucleotides. It is a transcript of the gene Qsox1, whose product is annotated as sulfhydryl oxidase 1. The transcript has 2 exons. Lineage: Eukaryota; Metazoa; Arthropoda; Insecta; Diptera; Culicidae. Gene Ontology annotation, molecular function: protein disulfide isomerase activity; flavin-dependent sulfhydryl oxidase activity. The coding region runs from base 271 to 2241 and encodes 656 amino acids. Gene Ontology annotation, biological process: protein folding. The record is from RefSeq and is a predicted model, not a curated record. Gene Ontology annotation, cellular component: Golgi membrane.